Messenger RNA from Symbiodinium sp. CCMP2456, 1668 nucleotides. NCBI's taxonomy places the organism in Eukaryota, Dinophyceae, Suessiales, Symbiodiniaceae. The record is from the annotation of a GenBank genome assembly.
AUGCCGGGUGAUCAGUCCUUAGCCUCAGCAUGGGAGUCGUGUUCGGCCGUGAGAGGGCGGUUUCGCCGCGAACUGCCGUGGCUUCAGUGGCCGAUCCCGGGCAAGGACGCCAAGCCAGGGCCCGCAUCGUCUUCCCCAGACCCGCACUUUCCGUGCACAAGGGCUUUGGAGCUGAAUGCUGCAGUGCUCACCAAGAUGUUAGAUGUUUUCUCGGGUGAGUUCCUGGACAUUGCCUUCCUCACAAAGCAGGAUCCUGCGGUGGCUGAGUUGUUCAGGCGUGUGGAGGCCAUCCGUGCAAACAUCCAAGCACAGCAGAUGGAAGUGGACGGUGAUGAGGCAGACGAUGCCGAUCUUUAUGAAGAUGAUGGAGGUGGUGAUGAUCUGCCCGCUUUGGCCGAUGCUCGCGCAGAGGACGGUGGAAUGGCAGCCGAGGCCGAGGAAGCCGAGGCUAUGGAAGCCGAGGCUGUGGAGGCCAAGGCAGUGGAGACCAAGCCAGUGGAGACCACAGACAUGGAGACCACAAACGAGGAGACCACAAAGGAGGAGACAGUGGGUGAUGUGGCGAUGCACCGGUACAGGUCCAAGCGCUCUAUCGGCUCUAUCGAGAGUGUCACCGAUCUGGCGUCCCCAGGAGCUUCGACUACCUCUUCUGAGUUCGCCAUUCCGACUGAGAUGACCGAGGAGCAGAAGGAGGAGUUGGCUCAGGUUCUUGAGCAGAUCAACCAGCUCAACCUCGAGCGAAAUGGACCAUCUGUGCUGUCCCCAGCCUCGACAGAGUCUCCCACUCCCAGUGCGACCACACCCGUGGUUACGAAUGCGGAAGUCCCAGGAAAUGCCUAUGCAGGCCCACACCACACGGACGAGAGUGACGACAAAACCGGCAAGGGUGGGAAGGAGCCGAUCAGUCCUGACCAGGUCGAGACCCAGGUUCCGGAAGACUUCUCAUCCGGCACAGUGUCCUCGUCCCCGACAUCUGUGGUUACCCCGAGCCCCACCGUUGUGGCCCCGCCAAGCUUUACGCCUGACAAGGUUGAUCGUGCAGUGACAGUGACAGUCACGCCCGCUAUGCAGCGGGAGAAGGCGGCAAGCAAGAGGGUGAAGGGCCGCCGUGGUCCUGGCAAGCGGGGCUCAAAGUGCAAGAGGGUGCGCAAGGCCAGGGAUUCCGGUGCCCGAUCCAGCAAGGACAUUGUGGAUGUGGGUGCUGAUGAGGCCCUUGUCAAAAAGGGCGCGGCCAAGGCUACGGCGAAGGCGAAGGCAAAGUCGAAGAAGGAGAAGCCGGUGCCGGCCCCGGCCGAUGGUGCGGCGAAGGAUGAGCCCCGCCCCCGCAAGGGCCGGAAGCCCAAGGUGCCGGAGGGCGAGUCCCCGGAUCACGAUGUGCAGCGGCACAUCUGGCUGUCGGAGACGAGGUGGGUGUACGAGAUCCUGCCGAACCAGAAGUUCGGGUGUGGCGGAUGCCGUUUCCUUUGGUUUGGCUGCAAGGCCUGCCAGAAGGAGACUUUCAGGGGCCGCAAUUGCGAGCAGAUGAAGGAGGACCCAGCUUACUUGGAGGGCCUGGCUGCAGCGAGCGGCGAGGCUCCCGAAGCGACCGAGGAGAUCCCGGCAGUCCGCGCCCCAACCCGUGCGAAGAAGGCCAAGAAGGCCAAGAACUCCCCCAAGGGUGACGUGUGA